GGGUAUUCCUCCAAUCUAAGUUCCCGGAGACGGUCCCUUCCGAUCCCCCCGCGGCUGAUAAGGUAACCCCUCCCCCAUCAAUCAUGAACAGUGGGGCAGCUGAAUUUCCCAUCACAUCUCUUUUCUCAAUCAAUGUGACUGCUAGUUGAAAUCCUCAUUCGGUCCUGAAUCCAGCGUGAUGCAUUUUCUAGACAGGGUUACAUGGCCCUCUAUCCGAACACCCCGAAUUGUCAGCUCCUCAUCGCUUGCGACGAGAGACCAAAAUUAUGACAUGAGGAGUUCCACCUCGGUGACCUCCGAUGGCAACUUUCAUGCACGUAUCAGCACCCCCGACUCCUGCCUAUCCCACCGCUAAUCCGCGCUAUAUCACGAUCUCUAGACCAAGCUACACAUAUAGCACCUGGAUCACAUUGUAUCAUCAGCGUCUACGGCUGUCACGCCCGAUGUUGUCUCCAGAAGUUCGAAUGACUAUUGGCCAGGUCGAACGUUCUAUCCCUCACGAGGUCACCUGUCGCCACUGAUCCUUGCUCUGCCGGCACAUUUCUUUCCUUAGCCCGGACAUUUAUAAAGGCCACUGGCUGCUGGCAAGUGACACUGGUACUGCUCAAAUAUCUUUGACUUUAUCUCUGCGUGUACCAUGCCAGCCAAAAGCAAAAACGAGAGCCGUGCGGAAUACUGUACCGGUUACUCGGAGGACGUGGACGUCAUCCGGGAGCGGGAGUAUCCAUUUCUCAAAGAUACGACCUACUUAGACCAUGCCGGCACAACGUUGUAUCCCAAGUCGUUGAUCGACUCAUUCGCACACGAUCUGACUUCGAAUCUUUUCGGCAAUCCUCAUUCUCGAUCUGCAUCAUCCCAGCUGUCUACGCAGCGUGUAGAUGAUAUCCGCCUCAGGGCACUUCGCUUUUUCAAUGCGGAUCCGGAUGAGUUCGAUCUCGUAUUCGUAGCAAAUGCUACCGCUGCUAUCAAAUUAGUGGCAGAUGUGUUCCGAGAUGCGUCACCUCAAGGAUUCUGGUAUGGAUACUUUAUAGAUGCGCAUACGAGCUUGGUGGGAGCGCGGGAGCUUGCGGAAAGGGGGCAUAGGUGCUUCCUGUCCGGUGGUGAGGUUGAGCAGUGGAUAUCGGAUUUGGCUACCGAUCAAACGAACUUUCCCAGGCUGUUUGCAUACCCUGGGCAAUCGAAUUUGAACGGUCGCCGUUCUCCUAUGCAGUGGUGUAAGAAGAUACGGGAGGGGAGCUCGGGCGCAGGAAAUGUCUAUACCCUGCUUGAUGCUGCAUCUCUCGUUUCCACGUCACCCCUUGACCUGAGUGACGCAUCUGUUGCGCCGGAUUUUACGGCGCUCAGUUUCUACAAGAUUUUCGGAUUCCCCGAUCUCGGUGCCUUGAUAGUGCGGAAAAAGGCAGCGGGCAUUCUUGAGAAACGCAAGUUCUUCGGCGGCGGGACGGUGGAUAUGGUCCUGGCCCAAGGAACGCCAUGGCAUGCAAAGAAAUCCACGAUCCACGAGCGCUUAGAGGAUGGUACUUUGCCGUUCCAUAAUAUUAUUGCCCUUGAUUCGGCAUUAUCUACACAUAGGCGUCUGUUUGGAUCGAUGAGCAAUGUCUCGUCCCACACGCGCUACCUGGCAAAGCGACUACACAACCGGUUGGCCGCGAUGACCCAUUUCAAUGGGGAGAAAGUCUGCCAGUUGUAUAUGUCCCCUGAAUCAGACUUUGACAGUUUCACUCAAGGGCCGAUCAUUGCGUUCAACAUACGGAAUAGCUCUGGUGCGUGGGUUGGAAAGUCUGAAGUUGAGAGGCUCGCGAAUGUCAAGAAGAUACAUAUCAGGUCAGGAUCACACUGCAACCCGGGAGGAACGGCAACUAGCCUUGGCUGGACUGGGCCUGAAUUGCUUCGUAACUUCUCCGCUGGACUGCGCUGUGGUGAUGAUCACGAUGUCAUGGAUGGGCGGCCGACUGGCAUUUUAAGAGUCAGUCUCGGUGCGGUCACUAACCUCAAAGACAUUGACACAUUCACGAGGUUCAUUGACGAGUUUUACAUCGAGAAGGCACCGGAAUUUGUAUCACUGGUGCCGCCGAUGGAAGUUGUUUUGCAAGAACCCAGCUUCUACGUGGAGAGCCUUUCAGUGUAUCCAAUCAAGAGCUGUGGAGCGUUCAAGGUUCCCGACGGUCAACGUUGGGAGCUCAAAAGAGAAGGUCUCGCAUGGGAUCGAGAAUGGUGUCUUAUCCAUCAGGGUACUGGUGCCGCUCUCAGUAUGAAGAAAUAUCCCCGCAUGGCACUGAUACGGCCGGUUAUUGACCUGGAGCGUGGUGUUUUACGCAUUACCUGUGGGUCGGAUCCAAAAGAGCUGGAGGUCUCCCUCCGCCGCGAAAUCACUAAUCUAGUUACCACCUCGCUGUGUCAGAGCGCGAAAUCCUCCAGCGUCUGCGGUGAUCGAGUGGUUGUCCAGGCAUAUUCCUCACCUACCGUGUCGUCUUUCUUCUCUAACUUCCUUGGUGUACCGUGUACACUUGCAAGGUUCCCGCCACAGAUCUCCACUAGGAUUUCAAAUCCCACUCGGUCACCUAGAAGGACUCAGAGAGCCCUCAUGCCUGGCUCUUUUCCAGAAGAUCCAUCACCGACGCCUGAACAACCACCAAUCCUCCUAUCCAAUGAGAGCCCAAUUCUGCUCAUUUCUCGCUCGUCAGUCAAUCGCCUGAACGAAAACAUCAAGUACGGCCCCAGACCUAGCCAUAGCACUCCAGCGAGGGCCGUAGAAGCCGAUGUCUUCCGCGCCAACAUUGUCGUCGCCGAGAAUCUUCACCAGCUAGCUAACGCGGAACGUCCAUACACAGAAGACACUUGGGAGUCAUUCUCUGUUGGACCGGAACAGUUGCACUUUGAUGUGCUCGGAUCAUGUCAACGGUGUCAGAUGGUCUGCGUUGACCCGUAUACUGGCAACCGUCGAGAGGAGCCUUAUUCAACCCUGGUAAAGACGAGGAAGAUCAACAGCAAGAUCGUGUUUGGGAGACACGCUUCUCUAUCUAAGAUGGAGCUUUCACAGGAUGCUGGCAAUCCUAAAUCUUGCACUGUUAUGGUAGGGGAUGUUGUGACACCGCAGAUUUCUUGAACUAGCCGUACGUAAAGAAUUAAUGCAUCACUUUUAAAG
Molecule: messenger RNA, 3145 nt
Organism: Aspergillus caelatus
Lineage: Eukaryota; Fungi; Ascomycota; Eurotiomycetes; Eurotiales; Aspergillaceae
Gene: hxB
Product: putative molybdenum cofactor sulfurase protein (HxB)
Exons: 2
Coding region: 638-3106 (822 amino acids)
Biological process (GO): Mo-molybdopterin cofactor biosynthetic process
Molecular function (GO): pyridoxal phosphate binding; molybdenum ion binding; molybdenum cofactor sulfurtransferase activity
Source: RefSeq, a predicted model, not a curated record